Messenger RNA from Cherax quadricarinatus, 14902 nucleotides. NCBI's taxonomy places the organism in Eukaryota, Metazoa, Arthropoda, Malacostraca, Decapoda, Parastacidae. The record is from RefSeq and is a predicted model, not a curated record.
AAUGUGUGUAAGAGAGAGGGAGAAAGUGUGAUAAUUAUCAGUAACGUGAGCCGGGAUUAAUUGAUCAGCUCAGCAGUAGUGGUGAUGGCGCCCACGGUGACUCGCCGCAGCGGCUUUCCUCAUACUAGGAAGGACAAAGAGAUUCUGAAGCGGAAGCACAAGGAAGAUGGAGGAGGAAACAUAGUAGGCAUAGUGGAGCCUUGGACACCCAGUUCAUACACAGCUCUCAAAGCUCUGCUCUCAGCUCGACUCUGUGCUGCCAUAUGGGCUCUCAUUAAUGACUGUGAUGAAACAUACAAUUAUUGGGAACCAACACAUUAUUUGUUGUUUGGAAAAGGAUUCCAGACAUGGGAAUAUGCUCCCCAGUAUGCCCUCCGCUCCUACACAUACCUUCUCAUCCAUGCAGUACCUGGGUGGAUAUAUUCCAGUCUGUUACAAUCAAACCGUAUGCUUGUAUUCUUCUUUAUACGAUGCAUGUUGGCUUUGGGCUGCUCAAGCUGUGAACUCUACUUCUACAGAGGAAUAUGCAAGGAGUUUGGAGCAAAUGUUGGCAGACUGACACUGGGCAUCUUGGUAUUCUCUGCUGGCAUGUUUAUAUCCUCCACUGCAUAUCUUCCUUCCAGUUUUGCUAUGUAUAUGACAUUAAUGUCUAUGGGAGCUUGGUAUCAUCAAUCAUAUGAGCUUGCCAUCUUUACUACAGCAGUCUCCACUUUUCUAGGCUGGCCCUUUGCUGGUGCACUUGGGUAAGUUUUUUCGUAUGUGCUUGUAAGUAGAAGUAGCAAGAUGUACCUGAAAUUUUGCAUAAUGUGUGAUGUCACCGUGGUUGUACCCAUGGUUCAGAUUGAUUCCCAGUACUUUGGAUGUCUAGUAAUUGCUCCAGUCAAUAUUGUGAUGUACAACAUUUUUACUUCACAUGGACCAGAUUUGUAUGGCACAGAGCCAUGGACUUUCUAUAUCUUCAAUGGUUUUCUCAACUUCAAUAUCAUAUUUUUAGCAGCAUUAGCUUCACUCCCUGUUUAUGGUAUUGUGCAGUAUGUGGUGCAACUACCAAAGAAGAGCAAUGUCUAUCUUCCUUUGUGGUUGAGUUUGUCUCCCAUGUAUCUUUGGUUGGCCAUUUUCAUGUUACAACCACACAAGGAGGAGCGUUUCCUCUUCCCUGUGUAUCCUCUCUUCUGUCUUGCUGGAGCUGUUACUGUUGAUUGCUGUCAGAAGCUGUUGUCACUACUUUUGACUGUAAAACGACAACAUUAUUUGAACCACACCAACUGGUUUGCCCUCGCUUUUGUCAUUAGCACCUCCAUACUUGGUGUUUCACGCAUCAUUGGGCAAUACAGAGCUUAUCAUGCACCCUUAGAAAUCUUCAUGGAGUUGAACCGCUUGGCAGUUGAGGAAAGUUUUCCAUCAGACCGACCAAUUAACAUCUGCCUGGGAAAGGAAUGGCAUAGAUUCCCUUCAUCCUUUUUUCUUCCUGGCUUAAAUUGGAACCUUCAGUUUGUUCAAAGUGAAUUCAGAGGCCAGUUACCAAAACCCUUUUCUCCAGAAGCUAACGGGACUAGCAUUAUACCAGAUAAAAUGAAUGAUGCAAAUAUUGAGGAAAAAUCUAGAUAUGUAUUGCUGAGCACCUGCCAUUUUCUGAUAGACUUGGACAGAGAGGAGGAAACAGCACGGGAGCCUCGUUACUCAAAACACGCCUCCGAGUGGACCAUAUUACACACAGUACCUUUCAUGGAUGCUGCCAGGUCCCACAGAUUACUCCGGGCUUUCUAUGUUCCAUUCCUGACUGAACAACACUGCACUUACAUUAAUUACACACUUAUGCAAUCCACAAAAUGGAAACCAAAGAGUAGAUAUUCUGGGCAUUUAUAGUAAUGAUAUGGUUUAGAAUGUAUUUAUUAUUAUGAUUAAAUGAGAAAAUGUUGUAAAUAAAUUAAACUAAGGAAACUAGCUUAGUUUAUCAUGCUUUAAUGAGUGCAGCUGAAUCUGUUGGUUAAUUGUAAAUUAACCUACAAAAUUGUGAAAAAAGUUGCCAACUUUUCCUUAAUUCAUUGCUUUCCAUCUAUGCAUUUUUUUAAAUAAUCUACAAAAUAUUUCUAGAUAAAAAUGUUAUAUAAAAUGUCUUUAUUUUUCUAUUAGUUCAUGCUAGAUUUUUUCCUCACCUUAUAAAUAUUAGAUGUUUCAUUCACAAACUUUGGAGGGAUGGGGAAGAUGAUUGUAUACUACAUUUAAAGUUGUACAUAACCCAGUAAUUAUAUAUCUAUCAAGUCUCUUGAUCAAAGUGUACAAAUGCAGUGCUUUUACUGGCAAAUGUACUAGGUUUAUAAAAGGUACUCACAAUCUUAUUUUGUAAUUUUAAAACAACAAGUUUUCAGUUUAGCACUGAAUGCCCUAUGCCAUUUUCAUGUUUUUGGCUAAGGUUACCAACUACUACUUGGUGGAAUUUGGGUAUUAGAUUACAUUUUACAUUACUGAAUUAUACACUGUAUGUACUGCACAGAAUUAGUAUGUCUUGUGCAAAUUGUUAUUUUGAGAGAUCUUAGCAAAAAUAGUUUGGUAAAUUAAUUUUGGUUUCACAGCAUGUCUUGGUAAUCAAUGCCCCACAUCAGUGAGUUUUGUUUGGUUUGGUAACUUUUUUUUUUUUUUUAUCAUUUGCACAACAAAGUAUAAUUUCAACUGCAGAACCAACUUAAUAUUUGCAGUUCAAAUUAUAAUUACUGGCUGGAAUAGGUCGAGCAGCAGUCAUAAACAAUUAUUACGUUUUACAUGACUAAUAAUGAUGAUAACAAUAACAACAAUAACAGAAUUUGAAUUAUAUACAUACUAAGUUAUGUAUUUUUACAAAAUACAAACAUGAACUCUACCAGAUUUAGAAAAAAUGGUUAAUCAUAGGAAUGCAUUCAUCCCCAUCACUAGAUGUUUUUAAACACCAUGGCCUAAUAUAUUUAAAUAUUAUGUAGAACUAUAAAUAAACAAAAAAUGUUAGUAAAUAAUGUCAGUGUUCAUAGAUCAGUUUCACACUUUAAUGAAGAGGCUUGGCAAUAGAAAUCACAUACAGUGGUACCUCAGGAUACAAACAGCUCAAAACACGAACAGUUAUGUAAGUGCUUUUGUGAGUGUAUUUUUGGGGGUCUGAAACAGAUUAACUUGCAUUAUUUCUUAUGGGAACAAAUUCGUUCGGUAUCAGCACUCAAACAGCCUUCUGGAACGAAAUAAGUUUGUAUCCCGAGGUACCACUGUACUUUUACAAGAUUAUAUACUUGUACUUAAAAAGAAAAAUUAUAUAACUUUUGUUUUUUGUUCCCUAGAUUUUCCAUACAGUAUUUGAAAAUGGUUCCAGCUGAUAAUUUUUUUUUUUUAAUUGUCCUGGCUAAAUACUCUUGUUGUAAUUAUCUGCCAUUUCUGAAAAAUCUUCAGGCAGUAAAUUAUCAUCAUGGGAAAGCACUGAACAUGUAGGGUCAUAUAGCACCUGGAGUGUGAGAGGCAAUCAGGUUUGAUCUGAGAAAGGAAGGGGUACCUCCAGUUUGAUCCAGAGGCCUUCAGCAACAUCAAGGCACCCUCUUCCCUGUCAAAUGUAAAAACCUUUUCCAAAAAUCCCACCUUUUGCUGUAGACUAACUUAUUGCACAAACUAUGUUGUUAAUUUAUCACCUUCACUAACCCUUACAACCUUGACCACCUCUACUCUGUCUAUUCCAUAUAGGUUUGACACUUGUUUUUAAUAUGCAGUAAUAAUAAUUUACCCACAUGAACUCACAAAAUAUUGUUGCCAUGCAACAGCUUUUUGUGUGAAAUUAAUAAUGCUUGUUCAUGCAGCAAUCAGUCUAACUCACUGAUUUCUUAUGAGCAGAUUUUAGCAUGCGGAAAAACAAAACUCAAAAGGUUGUGACACAAUACAAUUCUGUGUAGGUAAGAAAAAUUGAAUCUGGAACCGAAAUGCAAUUACAAAACAUGACAUUGAAAAUGACCAACUGAAAAAUAUAAACUUCAUGCAACCAUCCUGGGUUCUUUUUUACCAUUUUUUGCUUUAUAUGUAACAGUGACAGCAGCACAAGAUAAAAACUUAAUUUACAUUUAGUUAGUGGCAGAUUUAAGUGUUGUCUUAUUUUCUUUAGUCACAUGUCUUCUUGACUUGUGUGAUGAAAAGAGUAGAGCUGGGCUCUUAAUAAUAAUGUUUGACUUGAAGAUGCAACAUGUAAUAUGCAUGCAGUAAAUGCACAAUACCACAAGAACUCUUGAUCCAAGGAAUUAGAGUUAGUAGGUUCUAAGUUUACCAGUUUAGUAGCACAGCAUACAUAACUUUCAGCUGCAGAUAUAAGGGCAGGAUGUAGUGCAUAUUAAUAUCAGCCACACAAGCUUAACCCUUUAACUGUCAAACUGUAGAUUUAUGCAUUACUGCUAGCCCUCCAGACAUGGCUCAUUGCACUAUUUCUCCUGCAUUCAAAUUUAGCACCAGAGGCCUGAUAGGCCUAGGCAGUAUAGAAAAGUAUUAAAGUCAGGGACCACUUAAUACCUAGUGGGAGCACCAGUUCAAUCAGCCACCAGCUAGAGGAAACAGCAUGACAAACCCUUGGUAAUCACUAAUGUCAUGUUGUAUUAAUGCUUUCGUUUUAGGAGUAAAUUGAUGUUGACCCCAAGUUUAUUAGCUUUGAGAUGUAUGUGGCCACAUCAAUGCACAAGUGUUUGGAAUAAAGUGAAUAGAAUUCUUGGCUUCAUAUUAAGAAGUAUAAAUAACAGGAGUCCUCAGGUUAUUCUUCAGCUCUGUAUAUCGUUAGUUAGGUCUUAUUUAGAUUGUGUUGCACAGUUCUGCUCACCAUAUUUUAGAAUGGACAUAAUUGUUCUGGAAAAUAUACAGAAAAGAAUGACAAAUUUUAUCCCACGUAUCAGAAAUCUUUUCUACGAGGAUAGACCAGGAGCACUGAAUCUGCAUUCUCUAGAAUGGCACAGAAUUAGGGAGAAUAUAAUUAAUGUGUAUAAAUGGAAAACAAGAAUAAAUAAAGGGAAUGUAAAUAACAUGCUAAAAAUACCUAACCAAGACAGGACUUGCAACGAUGGGUUAGAGUUCGAAAAAAAUUAGAUUUAGGAAGAAUAUAAUAUAUUUUUUGGGUCACCCUGCCUCGGUGGGAGACGGCCGACUUGUUGAAAAAAAAAAAAAAACACUGGUUUGAUAAUAGUUGUGGAUGAGUGGAACAAACUCCCAAACAGCUUCACUGAAGUGAAAACCUUGUGUAAUUUUAAAAAUAAGUUAGUGGGUGUGAGUUAAGACUUGCCUAUGAUGGGCCAGAAGGCCUGCAGUACUACUAUUUUUUUAUGCUCUUAUACUGUACCACUAUGAAAUAUACUGCUUACAUUAUAGUGAUAAAUAAAUGACCCACUUAGCAUAAAUUUAUUAAAGCUAAGACAGUGCUGUAUGACCCUUAUGAUUUUUGUGCUUAGUUAUGAUUAUAAUUAUAAUAAUAAACCUAAGGUAAUGAAACCUAACACAACCAAUUUUAACCUACUAGGAUGUAUAAUAAAUAUAUAUUUUAAUUUACAGAGAGAGAGAGAGAGAGAGAGACAUAAUAAAACAAAAGUUAAUUACAGUAUAUUUACAUUACAAAUAUACUCAAUUACUGUAUCACAUAUUUUUUAUACAAUAUUUAUAAAAAAAAAGGUGUACAGUUUGUCAGUUAUAAUGUAUCAAUAAAUAUUUUUAUGCAUUUACACACCUCUUCAAGGGGGCUUCUUGGCACAUUGAAGAGGCUCUUGAUCUGAAGAAUUAGACCUUUCAGUCUCCUUCCUCAGACCGAACCUAAUUACCCCCAAUCCCCCCCUUCCCCACCCCAUCCUCCCAAGCCCCCCUUUCCCUUUCCUCCUCUUCCCAUCCCUCCCCUAUCCCCUUGUUGUUUUCAGCCUUUGGGAUUCUUCCCACAGGCUGGGGAAGGGUACCGUGAUCCAUCCCAUUCUGUUGAGGUCCGUGGUGGUGGAGUAGUUUGCCAUGGAAUCUAGAUCACUUGGGGAUGUCACACUUCCUCUCCGGUUUCCCAGGGGUUGGCUUUGGGUGUCUUUCAGGUGACGGGUGUACCUCUGGAAGCUGCCUUUUGGAUUACGGAGGGUGGUGGCCAAAGGAGGAAUGCUUUGUGGCAGGUAUCCGGCCGCCCUCUCUUUUGUCCACCGAGGUGGCUCGGUAGAUGUGAGGUUGCUAUCCCAGAUUGCUGGUUUACUGACAUGAAGGGUAGGGUAUGGCACAGGUUUCAUGCUGCAUCUGCACUACUUGCGAUGCUGGGGUCCUCUUGGACACGGAGGGGGAUUUACUGCCCUUUCAUUCCUUCUAGGAGCUAUCCCUCCACAUUCCACCCCCCUUUUUUUUUCUAAAAAAAACAAUAAGGUAGGGUUGGAACAAGGUGUGGUAGCCUUGUUCCGACCCUACCUCAUUAUUUAACCACUCUUUGGAUAUUUCUGAUGCCCCUGUACCUCCUGCUGGUGCCAUUUCAUCACCCGCUCCAGGUACUGGGGUUCUGCCUAACUCUUUUUGAUACAUCUGACCUCUGCUCUUCGUUGACCAUGCUUCCGGCUUCUUCCUCUACGGUGCAGCAAUUUUUGAAUCGCCUGCCCAUCCCACGUCAGGCCAACUCUGGUCCCACACCUAAAUGCCCAAGACCGUUACAUGAUGAUACUCCUUCGCUUCCUUCUCAUUCUGCCCAGAAAAGACCAGCACGACACUCACUCCCCUUACGCUCUGUUUCAAAAUACACAAUGGACUAAGCUUAUUUACUCUGCGGCUGACUUCUCCUGCCUAUCUUUCCGAUUAUAGCAUUAGCAAGGUGUUCCUACGCAAUGUUGGUUGGGAGAUAUCCUUUUGUGCUCUCGAGAGCGGUGCAUGCAUCGUCACGGUACAGAGUGCUAGCCUUACAACCAUAGAUUCUAUUCCUGUAACUACUGAAAAACAUCAUUCUCUCAAUUCCUGUAGUGGUACUGUCAUUCUACCUCAUACCAUUCUCCAACAGAAUUUCCAGACGUGGUGACAUUUUGAAGCAGCUUGAACUCCAAGACCCCCCAAUCUUCAAAGUAGACACUUGUAUCCUCCCUCCCCACAGGCAGAGAUGAUACCCUUGCAAUGUAGCUCGCUUAACUUUUGACUACCGUGAGCUUCUGUCCUUGGUUUAUAUUGCAGGACACCAUUUACAAGUUUGAAAGGUGAUCACUACACAGCAACAGUGUAGAAAUUGCUGGCAUUUUGGUCAUCCAGCAAAAUAUUGUAGGUCCAUGGCCUAAUGCCCAGUCUGUGGUGCUGACGAUAAUACCAAUACAGCUUGUAGUCCACCUCCCUCUUGCCUUAACUGUCAUGAGGCUCACCCAACUUAUUCUCGCCGUUGCUAAGUUUACUUAAAUGAGCGAGAAAUCUAUUGUCUCAAAGAGGCAGAAGGCUUUCCUUAUACUAUGGCAGUCUCUCACCUACAACUCCAGGGAAGACUGCCCCGUAUUUCUUAUUCUCGAGUUACUAAACGACCCCCCACCUCUGAAGUCCCAACUUCCGCAGCCUCCUCUGUGGUCACCCCUUCCACAAUCACCACUGUCUCUAAUUCUUUUGCAGUCCUAGACUCAGAGGUCCCUACCUCACCACCUCAUUCUGUUCUUGCCUCAUCUCUUCUCUCAAGUUUGUGUGUCUACAAGACCUUGUACAACAACUCCUCCCCAUCACCCCUCUACUUCUCCAAAGUUCAAAAAAUCCACAUUGUUAAAAAAUCCUUUAACCCAUCCUUCCCUUCUUCUGCCUGGAUAUUUAUCCUUUCCAGUCUCUCUACCUGGUUCUUUACCUCUUCCUAGCUCUGUUAUGAGUGUGAAGGUUCAUCGUCCUCCUUGUACAGUACCUUCCUCCCCUGUCCCCUCCCAAGUUUCUUCUCCAGUUCCCUCUAACCUUUCAUUCACCCCCCCUUACUUUAGUAAAUUCCAUCAUCACCCAGAUCUUUACUCAUCCUCCUCCUUCCAUUUCCAAUAUCGUGCCACAUACAACGUUCUUGUCCUCUGAAACACUUGAAGCUAUCUCUGAAUAUAUUGAGGAAACUAGACCAUUGAUGGACACUGAUCCACCUCCUGUCCCUCCUCUUCACUCUUCUCCAUCUGCACAACCCCUUUCUUCACAGUAUCCCAAUCCUUCGCUGCUUGUGCGUCUUCCGCUGCCUCCACGUGUACUUUUCUAAUCCUUCUAGUCCAUAGAUACCGUUGCCUUCAGAUUUCUUGUACCUUUCUCUUUGCAAACCAUUGCUUAUUUGCAGUGGAAUAUCUGUGGCCUCAGAGGUAACUGGGGUGAGCUUCAAGUUUUGCUCUCCCAGUUUUCCCAUUUGUGUUUGUUUACAAGAACCCAAAUUAUGCUCUGCAGUUAUCCAUCCCAUUUCAGGCUGUUUUAUUAUAUUCAUCAGAUCCUUUUCCCGAUGGAACCUUUAAUGAAAGUGCAUUUCUUUUAUGCACCAGUAUUCCAUACCAUCAGCUCUUUGUUCAUACUUCGCUGCAUUACACUGCAGCCUGCAUCCACUUGAAUAAGGGGUAUACAAUCUUCUGUUCUUUGUAUCUAGCAAACCCUUUUGACGUUGCCACCGAAAUUGGUAAUCAUCUUGUCCGUAUCUAUCAUGGGCUCCACCUAUGCCCCUCGUUUCUUUCCUCCAAGUCUGCCAGAAAGUUAGAGCCCUUAAACUUUUCUUCUGUCAGAGAAGAAUCUUAUAAUGUGCCUUUUACACUUCUGGAAUGAGAGGCAGCAUUCUCCGAUUGCCGAUCAUCAGCAGCAGGGCCUGACAGCAUUCAUAUUCUUAUGUUACAGCAUUUAUAUCAGUCAGCCCUUUCUGUCCUCUUACAACUCUCUUAUCUUAUUUGGUUGCAAGGAGUUCUUCCCCAGCUGUGGAAAUCUGCUAUUAUUCUCCCUUUCUGCAAACCAAUUACUAAGGGACAUGAUGCCUCCCACUAUCGUCCCAUUGCUCUUACCAGUGCAGUUUGCAGGGUGAUGGAAUGUCUGGUAAAUAGACAUUUGAUGUGGUAUUUAGAGAGACAAUAGCCUCUCCACUAGUCAAUAUGGCUUUCGUAAGGGCCGUUCUACUCUUGACCCCUUUCUUCGCUUGGAUAUGUAUGUUCGUAAUGCCUUCGCCAACUAACCACUCGGUUAUCGCCAUCUUUUUUGACCUUGAGAAGGUAUAUGACACAACUUGGAGAUAUAACAUCUUGGCCCAGGCCCACUCUUUAGGCCUCCAAGGAAAUCUAAUAUUUUUCCUUAAGAACUUCUUAACUAAGAGACAUUUCCAUGUUCGAGUUAAUGAUGUGCUUUCCCCUGACUUUGUCCAAGCUGAAGAUGUCCCCCAGGGAUGUGUUCUGAGCACCAAACUUUUUCUCCUUGCUAUAAAUGAUCUGGUAUCUAUUCUUCCAUCUAAUAUUUGGUCAUCACUCUAUUAUUAUUAUUAUUAUUAUUAUUAUUAUUAUUAUUAUUAUUAUUAUUAUUAUUAUUAUUAUUAUAAUCAUGGGGAAGUGCUAAACCCAUAGAAUUAUACUUAUACAACACACCUGGAGAGGGGAUGGAAGGUAUUCUGGCUCAAUUCAGGAAAACAGCACAGAUCCAAAUUACUUUCACUAGAUAUUCUGUCGUCUCUGAUAAUCCAUUGUACCUAUAUGGAUUUGCAUCUCCCAGAACGUGAUAUGAUCAGGUUUCUCGGUCUUCUGUCUGACCGUCGGUUAUUCUGGAAACCUCGCAUUACCUCUCUGAAAGCAACUGUCAUAGCCAGCUGUACCUCCUUAAAACCCUUGCUCAUCUUUCACGGGAGGCUAAUCGUAGAACUCUCCUUCGAAUACAUUCAGCCCUAAUUUUAUCAAAACUCAAUUAUGGCGACCGGAUAUAUUCAGCGGCCUCUCCUGCAACUCUUUCUGGCCGUGAUCCCAUCCAUCAUAAGGGAUUAGGUUUAUGCUUCGGUGCUUUUCGCUCUUCACCAGUUGAAAGCCUCUGUAGAGGCGAAUAUUCCAUCCUACACCGAUCGCCAUGAUGCUCAUUGCCUUCGCUAUUAUGUUCACUCUCAUGACCUCUGCAAUCCUUCCAUAUACAGUGGACCCCGGAGUUUUGGCGGCAUCAACUUUCAUGAAAUCAGACUUUCGGCAAGUUUUUUUUGGCAAAAUUUGGCCUUGCGUUUCGUGAUUCGGCAGCCGUCCGGUACCCGUCCACCUGUCACUGCGCACAUAAAGCCAGUCUCCCACGCCAUUCACGCUGAGUGUGUCAUUGUUUACCAACACGUGACCAUCACCCCACGGGUUCAUACGUAAUAACCCAUUGUUUUUUGUGAUUGCAACUGCUAAAUAAGUCACCAUGGGCCCAAGGAAAGCUAGUGCAAGCCCUUUGGUAAAGAAAGUGAGGAACACGAUCGAAUUCAAGAAGGAAAUCAUUGAAAAAUAUGAGAGUGGAGUGCGUGUUACAGAGCUUGCUAGGAUGUAUGGCAAACCCCAUUCAACCAUCACUUCGAUCAUGGCGAAAAGAAAAGGAAAUAAAGUGUGCUGUUGUUGCAAAAGGGGUAGAUAUGCUGACAAAAAGGAGAUCACAAAUCCUCGAAGAAGUGGAGAGGUUAUUGUUGGUGUGGAUUACCGAAAAACAGCAGGAGAUAGUGUUACGCAGUCGAUAAUAUGUGAAAAGGCAAGGCAGUUGCAUGACAAUCUUGUAAAGAAAAUGACUUUGAACUCUGCUUGGAGAAAAUUGUGGCCAGAAUGUGUAGAAGAGAGGGAUUUUGAAGGGUUUGGGGCUGACCCUAAGAAGCCUAUGCCAGUUGUGGAAUUUAUUGUGGCAUUGGGGAUGUCCCUGGAGUUGGAGGCGAGUGGUGAGGAUGUGGAAGAGUUGGUGGAGGACCACAGGGAAGAGCUAACCACUGAAGAGCUGCAAGAGCUUCAUCUGCAACAGCAAGAGAUCACAGCUCAGGAAACUGCUGCAGAGGAGGAGGAAGUGAGAUGGAGGAAGGUGCCUUCUUCAAAGAUUAAGGACAUUUGUGCAAAGUGGACUGAAGUGCAAACAUUUAUGGAUGAACUUCACCCUAACAAAGCUCUUGCAGGCCGUAUUGGCAUCAUGUACAAUGACAGUGUUGUGUCCCACUUCAGACAAAUCUUAAAGAAAUGCCAGAAACAGAGCUCUCUGGACAGAUAUUUUGUGCAACAGGGUUCCAGUGACUCAAGUUGUUCCCAGUGCCAGUGUCUUUAAAAAACAAAGAAGGGAAGUAACCCCAGAUAAGGACUUCAUACCUGAAGUCCUAAUGGAAGGAGAUUCUCCUUCCCAACAAUAGUGUACACCUUCCUCCUAUCCCCUCCCAUCUUCCAUCCACCCAGAAGUCUUCAGUAAAGGUAAGUGUAAUAUUAUUAUUUUUUAUAUGCAUGUACUUGAUUUCUCAUUGUUUUCAGUAGGUAAAUCUUUAUUUAAUUUGAAAAAAAAAAAAUUAUUUUAAUAUUUUUGGGUGUCUGGAAUGGAUUAAUUUUAUUUCCAUUAUUUCUUAUGGGGAAAAUGGUUUCGCCAUUCGGCAAUUUCGACUUUCAGCAGGCUCUCUGGAACGGAUUAAUCACAAAACUUGGGGGUCCACUGUAUAGGAUAGUCACUGAUGUUAGCAGACAUUCUUUAUUUGUUCAUCACCCGUUUACUCCAUCCCUUUUUUCUUCGCCUACAUUCGCUCUUGUCUUCUCUUCAGUUACCACCUUUCUAUGUUCAUGUAGCAUCUAACUUUUCCCUACCCUCUUGAGAAAUUCCAACUGUUCAUGUCUGUUCUUUCCCACUGCCAUCCACGAAAGCCCAACUGCCUAUGGUGGCUUCUCGCUCUCUUUUUCUUAACCACUUCCAAACUCAUUCCAAGUCUUCCGAUAGCAUCAGAUUCGCAGCAGUGUUCCCGGACAGCGUCGUGCGAGGGCAUUUAUUAUCCUCGGCUAGCAUUUUUACGGCUGAAUUGUAUUCCAUUCUCAUAGCAUUUAUCCAUAUUGCAUCUAUGCCUGUGCAUCUAUUUGUGGUCGUUUCAGACUCCAUUAGUGCUUUAUAGGCUAUACGAAAAUUUUAUAUGCCUCAUCCCCUGGUUCUUCGUAUCCAGCUUUGGUUAGACCAUAUCUCUAGCAAGCAUAAAGAUGCUUUUUGUUGGGUCCACGGUCAUGUUGGCAUACUGGGCAAUGAACAGGCAGACACUGCUGUGCGGUCAGCUGUACAUGACCUCCCAGUUUCAUAUCAAGGUGUUCCAUGCGCAGACUAUUUUGCUGUAAUUGCUAACCACCUUCACACCCGUUGGCAACAACAUUUGUCUGAUCUGCUACGUAACAAAUUGCAUUCUGUGAAACCAAGUACAUGUAUAGGUUCUGGCCAUUAUCUUGUCAUCAAUAUCGAGGUUGGGAGACUACUCUCUCCCAUCUUCGCAUCAGCCAUUCUCGUCUUACUCACGAGUAUCUCAUGGAGAGGUGCCCUGUUCCACUCUGUGAGAAUUGUCAGGUUCCAGUUUCUGUUAGCCAUAUUCUGUUAGACUGCCCAUUGUGUCAUCGAACAUGCAGAAUUUACCUCCAAUGUUGUCACCGCUCUACUGCCCUUACUUUAUCUUCCCUUCUUGCUGAUGGACCCUUCUUUAACCCAGACUCUCUUGUUGACUUUUUGACAGCAACUGACUUACUGCACAAACUCUUAUGAUGAUGCCUCUAGCACUCCUCACAGCCCUUUCUACCUCAAUCUCUUGCUACCCUCUACCCCUGCACUAUCCCCUGUACUGCAUGACCUAAUAAUCCCUUUCCCUCUUGCUACCAAAUUCCCUUGCACCCUUCCCUGCCCUGCUGCUCUGUAUGACCCUUGUAGGUUUAGCACUUCUUUUUGAUGAUGAUAAUAAUAUGCAUUUACAAAUUAAUCAUAGAAUUGAUGAGGGAAAAAAGGUGAGUGGUGCGUUGAGGUAUAUGUGGAGUCAAAAAACAUUAUCUAUGGAGGCAAAGAAGGGAAUGUAUGAAAGUAUAGUAGUACCAACACUCUUAUAUGGAUGUGAAGCUUGGGUGGUAAAUGCAGCAGCGAGGAGAUGGUUGGAGGCAGUGGAGAUGUCCUGUCUAAGGGCAGUGUGUGGUGUAAAUAUUAUGCAGAAAAUUCGGAGUGUGAAAAUUAGGAGAAGGUGUGGAGUUAAUAAAAGCAUUAGUCAGAGGGCAGAAGAGGGGUUGUUGAGGUGGUUUGGUCAUUUAGAGAGAAUGGAUCAAAGUAGAAUGACAUGGAAAGCAUAUAAAUCUAUAGGGGAAGGAAGGAGGGGUAGGGGUCGUCCUCGAAAGGGUUGGAAAGAGGGGGUAAAGGAGGUUUUGUGGGCAAGGGGGCUUGGACUUCCAGCAAGCGUGCAUGAGCGUGUUAGAUAGGAGUGAAUGGAGACAAAUGAUACUUGGGACCUGACGAUCUGUUGGAGUGUGAGCAGGGUAAUAUUUAGUGAAGGGAUUCAGGGAAACCGGUUAUUUUCAUAUAGUCGGACUUGAGUCCUGGAAAUGGGAAGUACAAUGCCUGCACUUUAAAGGAGGGGUUUGGGAUAUUGGCAGUUUGGAGGGAUAUGUUGUGUAUCUUUAUAUGUAUAUGCUUCUAAACUGUUGUAUUCUGAGCACCUCUGCAAAAGCAGUGAUAAUGUGUGAGUGUGGUGAAAGUGUUGAAUGAUGAUGAAAGUACAUUUUCUUUUUGGGGAUUUUCUUUCUUUUUUGGGUCACCCUGCCUCGGUGGGAGACGGCCGACUUGUUGAAAAAAAAAAAAAAAUUUACAAAUUAUUCAAAUGUUCCUUUUCUUGGAAGGAUUACAUAUACAGUGGACCCCUGGUUAACGAUAUUUUUUCACUCCAUAAGUAUGUUCAGGUGCCAGUACUGACCGAAUUUAUUCCCAUAAGGAAUAUUGUGAAGUAGAUUAGUCCAUUUCAGACCCCCAAACAUACACGUACAAACGCACUUACAUAAAUACACUUACAUAAUUGUUCGCAUUCGGAGGUAAUCGUUAUGCGGGGGUCCACUGUACAUGUAACUAUAUCAUUGUUUAUUUCCUAUAUUGAUAGCUGCCACACUGGAUAUACAGUUGUUUUUCAUCUUGUAGCACUGAAUGAUUCUCAUAGAGAUGGAGCCUUUUUUUUUUCUAACCUAAUAGUAAAAAUAUUCUCUUUAAUCAAAGAAUGCAUUAGCAUCUAUUUAUCUGAAAGAAACCAGGAACAUUCACUAUUAGUAUUUCAGUUACAGCAUCAUUCACCAUGGUUUGACAAGCAUUAGUAAAGUUGUAGGGAUGGUUGGACUAUCAACCACUGGUGAAUCAUUUCUUUAAGAAUAUCAAAAUUAGAUAUAUCACUGCAUUUUAAAAUAUAAAAAAAAAAACAGAAACACUGCACUGGUGAAUCAUUCCUUUAAGAAUAUCAAAAUUACAUAUGUAUAUCACUGCAUUUUAAAAUAUAAAAAAAAACAGAAACACUGCAAUAGGCUUGACUUGCACCAAGGCACUCUUCUUACCCCUUCAAGGAGAGUGCCUUGAUGUAAGUUAUCUGAAGAGUUGGGGGGCUACCCUCCCCUUCCUUGGGUCAAACCUGAUUUCCUCCCAUUCUCCAUGCACUGUUUACAGUAUAUGACUACUAUAUGUUUAGUGAUUUCUCCAGGACUUGAGUCCUGGAGCAAUCACAGUGCCUUCACUCUGAAGGAGAGGUGGGGAUAUUUACAAUAUGGAGGGGUAUCUGUUCUAUAGUAUCGGCACUCCUCUGGCCAGACAGUGAUGAACUGAGAGAUGGUGAAAGUUGCCCUACCCUGGUGGGAGAUGGCCAGUGUGUUAAAAUAAAAAAUAAUAAUAAUAAUGGUCCUAUUCCACUAUCCAUUUUUGUUAACCUGUACUGAAUGUGUGUGUGCAUGCAUGCACUGCUCAAUAAUGUACAUGUAUAUGUAUAUAUUUUUAAAACAAAUAUCUUCUUAUUCUAAGCUAA